Messenger RNA from Trichoderma asperellum CBS 433.97, 1047 nucleotides. NCBI's taxonomy places the organism in Eukaryota, Fungi, Ascomycota, Sordariomycetes, Hypocreales, Hypocreaceae. The record is from RefSeq and is a predicted model, not a curated record.
AUGGCUGCCCACGCUCUUGCCUGCACGGCCAACGCGUGCCUGCAACAGGUCGCCGGCAUUGUUGACAACAACCCGCUAGCUCAGUUUUCAGCCUGCGUGUCAAUGUUUGGAUCGCCAGUGGUGACAACUAUCCGCGAGGACUACUCUUCGGCCUGCGCCUGCAUCACGGCUGUGGCCACUACGCAAUCCAUCACGCUCCCCGCCGCAACCUCGACUUCGACUGUGGAUAUGACAGUGAGCGUUGCUGUCUCAUUGACAUCCCUGUCCAGCACCACGUCGGUGCUGACAAGCACGGUAUAUGUGACCACCCCUACGACGGUCACGAAGACAGUCACGACGCCCACUACAACAACUAGCACUGCUACUGCCACCGUUACCCUCGUCCCUGGCGGCCCGUGCGUGGCCAAUCCCGUCUGCGGCCCGGCCGGCUUCAACAUUGACUACUAUGAGAACGUGGCCGGCGAGUUCGCUUACAUCUGGGGUACCGGCAUUCUCCCUCCUUCCUACUAUAUCACCGAGGGUCUUAAUCCCCUGGAUUCCUCCCUCACCAAUUUGACCUUCUACCCGGAAAACGAUCGCCCAAGCGUCUUCCCUGUGAUCUACCCCUACGCUGAUCCUACCCAGGCAUACUACGUCGGGUGGACCCGCAGCACUAACGGCGGCGUGACGGUGGACGCCAAUAACUUUACUCUGGUUUACGAGGGUCUCUUCCGCGCGCCCGAGACCGGUUCCUACACUUUCUGCACGUCAGCCGACGACGAAAGCGAUUUGUUCUUCGGCCACGGCAAUGCCCUCAACUGCCUGGAUGGCACGGCUCCGGCCAGCGCAACACCGUUCCUCACGACCAAAGACCAGCCCAACUUAGGCCAGUUUAUUUGCCAGGAUGUCGCUCUGACGGAGGGCCUGUACUAUCCGGUCCGCAACGUCGUAGGGAAUGGAAUGGGGCCGUCAGCUUUCGGAUUUACUGUUGAGUUCCCAUCGAAUUCAAGCAACACGGACGAUUUCACGGGUUAUGCAUAUCCGCUUAACUGCGGAUCUUUUGCGUAA